Molecule: messenger RNA, 2110 nt
Organism: Pseudovirgaria hyperparasitica
Lineage: Eukaryota; Fungi; Ascomycota; Dothideomycetes; Acrospermales; Acrospermaceae
Exons: 2
Coding region: 63-1967 (634 amino acids)
Biological process (GO): maturation of SSU-rRNA from tricistronic rRNA transcript (SSU-rRNA, 5.8S rRNA, LSU-rRNA)
Cellular component (GO): nucleolus; small-subunit processome
Source: RefSeq, a predicted model, not a curated record
CAACUCUCCGCAAGCAUCCCUGCCGAAAGGGUCUACACCACACACACACCACACAUUCAAAUAUGGGCAAGAAGAGGAAAGCGGGAAAGCCAUCUGGGCAAAUUCCCGAGACAGAUGUGGUGGAGAAGCCUUCCAAACUGAACAUUCGGACCUACGAGGAUGUCGCAGACUCGGAGGACGAAUUUUUGCUGAAUCGGGAUAAGGUGCUAUUGGACGAAGGGCCGGAAGUCAAGAGGCAGCGGAAGCAGAGAGAAAAAGAUGAGUUCCUAGAACUAGACGAAGAGGCUCUUAACUAUGCCGAAGCCAGCGAUAGCGAGGGCGAAUCUGAAGAGGAUGAACUAGAGGAUGAUGACGAUGAUGAUAUGGAAGAUGGCGCCGAUCAAGCAGAUUCAGAAGACGACCUGGACGAGCAGGGCUGGGGUCAGUCUAAGAAUGAUUAUUAUGGUGCAGAUGAAAUCGAGAGAGAGGAAGAAGCAUUGGAAGAAGAGGCGGAGGCCCUGAGGAUGCAGAAGAAGCAGCUCCAAAGCAUGACCGAUGCAGACUAUGGCUUCGACGAAGAGGAAUGGGCCGCCGGCGCCAAAAAGGACAUCGAUGACGACGACGAGGGUGUCGUCACUCAGGUCCUCCCACAAAAGAAAAUCACGGACAUGUCCAGCGAUGAGCAGCUCAAAGAGCUCAAAACUCGUUAUCCCGAAUUCGAUCCCUUGUCAAAGGAGCUCGUGGCUCUACAACCUACAUACAACCGUCUGUCGGUGUCCGUAGCUGCUGCACAAAAGCUUGGCGUGGCUUCACAUACGUCCAGGCGCAUGAUCAAAUAUCAAGCUCUGGCUUCAUACUUGUCGUCCAUCGCGAUGUAUUUCGCCUUGUUGACGUCAACUUUCAGCGACGACAAGAAUAUCAUCACCGCCAAGGCACCAAAAGAAAUUCGUGAACAUCCUGUUAUACACACGCUCAUUCAAUGUCAGACUAUAUGGAACAGAGUUAAGGAUCUUGCCGAAGAUGACGAGGACACUGAGCUUUCUGACAUCGAAGAGGUGGAUGAAGUCUCUGAGAAAGAAGUCACCAUGAAAGCGCCAGAACCAAGUAAGACUACGCUCGCUAAGAAGGCUGCCACGUCCAAGAAGAAAACAAAGGCCGAAAAGGCCGUACAACAGGCCAAGGCUGAGGCUGAGGCUCGAAAAGUAGAGAGAAAACGGAAGACGGAGGAAGAUUUGGCUGCUUUGUCUUCACUAACGAAGCAAAUCAAGUCAAAGAAAUUCUCCGAGCCACAGAUCAAUCCAUCGAAAAAUGCAGAGGAUGACUCGGACUUGGGCGAUGAGAUCGACCUGACUGCAGAGGAACUCGCUGAGAAAGCUAAAAAGCGGAAGAGUCUCAAGUUUUACACCUCCCAAAUCACCCAGAAGUCCAACAAAAGGGAUGCGUCAAGGCGAGACUAUGGUGGAGAUAUGGAUGUUCCCCAUCGUGAGCGCCUUCGCGAUCGUCAACAGCGGCUUAACGCGGAAGCAGUCAAACGGGGAAAAAAUCAAAAGGGGGAUGAUCUCGGAGGCGAAAGCGACGAAGAGGACCACAAGCAAGCUCGUGAGAUUAGGGGCGACGACAAAAGCGAUGACGACGAAUACUACGAUAUGGUUGCCGCUCGAUCCAAGAAGCGCAAACUUGACAAGCAAGACCGCGCGGAGGCAUUCGCACAGGCUGCUCGCGAGGGAGGCGAGGUCAUCCAAGAGGAGGUCAUUGGUCCGGACGGAAGGCGUGAAAUCAGCUACCAGAUCUCUAAGAAUAAGGGUCUGACGCCAAAACGGAAGAAGGAUGUCCGUAAUCCUCGUGUAAAGAAGCGCAAAAAGUACGACGAGAAGAAAAAGAAGUUGAAGAGUAUGAAGCCGGUGUACAGUGGGGGCGAGGGCAGGGGAGGCUACAAGGGAGAAUUGACUGGUAUCAAGAAGGGCUUGGUGAAGAGUGUCAAGCUAUAGAUACCAGAACGAAUCUACUGUCGGAGACCCAAUCGAUUCCGAAUUCUCGCUGGACGCAUCUGAAAUACUAUCAUAUUCUUAGUUCAAGCGCAGCGAUCACGUUGCUCAUAUCGCGACGUCUCUGCAUCUACAUCCAUCCCCGC